GCAGCGGCGGGCAGGGGAGGGAGGGACGGUCGACGGAGGGAUUUGGAGCCCCGCAGCUUCACGAUCGCUUUGGCAGCAUGUGAACCACUUCUUGCCAAGAAUCCAGGUCACUGCUGUGAAGGGGGCCUUAGGGAGAAGAAUAUCCAGAGGGAACCAAUGCCAGACACGUCUGGAAUUACACUCACCACAGUCAGCAUGAGCCAUUCUGUGCGAGCAUCUGUGUCCUACUGGCAGAGACUAUAACUCUCCAGGUAGGAGGGUCCUGGAAGCAGAAAGCACCAGGAGCCUCUAGAGGAAGAAUGGGGCCAGAUAUGAACUUUCUACAAUGAACACGAUUUUCACUUUAUGAAGAAAUUUUAAGUAAAGCAGUUAUUUAACUUCUACAUAUUCAAGCUGAAUAACCUUCUUUGUGACGUGCCAGAAGUCACACCCCUUCAUAGGAGUUAUCAAGAUUUUACUGGCACUGAGAGGAACUUUUUCUUGGUACUUCUGGCAGUGACAGAUCUGCAGGACAGAGUUUUCUGCUGAAUGUUCUUAGGCAGGGGAAAGAGUAAAACCUCUGGAAGCAGAGUGAGGAUAACAGAUCCCUUCCUUGCUGCUCACUUUCACAGCAACUCAGCCCAGACUCGGAUGUUUUUACUGAAGAUUUAUUCUUCGUUGUUCAUCUCGAGAAUCAUCUCUUCUAGGGUAGCCUGGCAUUUUCAGCCUGCCUUCUGUGGCUCUUUUCCUCCUCUAGUCCAACUCCUAGCCUUUCUCUACAGUCAAAUGAUGUGAACUUUGGCAUGGAGUUUGUUAUACCCUGGGGACUUGCUUCCUUUCCCAGGCUGAUGCUGUCAGAAAGGACCAUUUGAAGGUUGCCGUUUGUUUUUGGGGAGGAGGGCACUGGCCUUGCCUGGAUCCUCCACCAUGUUCUUGUUGCUGCCUUUUGAUAGCCUGAUUGUCAACCUUCUGGGCAUCUCCCUGACCGUCCUCUUCACCCUUCUUCUUGUUUUCAUCAUUGUUCCAGCCAUUUUUGGAGUCUCUUUUGGUAUCCGAAAACUCUACAUGAAAACUUUGUUAAAAAUCUUUGCGUGGGCUACCUUAAGGAUGGAGAGGGGAGCCAAGGAAAAGAACCACCAACUUUAUAAGCCCUAUACCAAUGGAAUCAUUGCAAAAGAUCCCACUUCCCUAGAAGAAGAAAUCAAAGAAAUUCGCCGAAGUGGGAGUAGUAAGGCUCUGGAUAACACUCCAGAGUUUGAGCUCUCUGACAUUUUCUACUUUUGUCGGAAAGGAAUGGAAACUAUUAUGGAUGAUGAGGUGACAAAGAGAUUUUCAGCAGAGGAGUUGGAGUCCUGGAAUCUGCUAAGCAGAACCAAUUAUAACUUUCAGUAUAUCAGCCUGCGGCUCACUGUGUUAUGGGGGUUAGGCGUGCUGAUUCGGUAUUGCUUCCUCCUACCACUCAGGAUUGCUCUUGCUUUCACGGGGAUUAGCCUUCUGGUGGUGGGCACAACCAUGGUGGGAUAUUUGCCAAAUGGGAGGUUUAAAGAAUUCUUGAGUAAACAUGUUCACCUGAUGUGUUACCGGAUUUGUGUGCGCGCUCUGACAGCCAUCAUCACCUACCAUGACAGGGAAAACAGACCUAGAAAUGGUGGCAUCUGUGUGGCCAAUCAUACCUCUCCUAUUGAUGUAAUCAUUCUGGCCAGUGAUGGCUACUAUGCCAUGGUGGGCCAAGUGCAUGGAGGACUUAUGGGUGUGAUUCAGAGAGCCAUGGUAAAGGCCUGCCCUCAUGUCUGGUUUGAGCGCUCUGAAGUAAAAGAUCGCCACCUAGUGGCUAAAAGACUUACUGAGCACGUUCAGGAUAAAAGCAAGCUGCCUAUCCUCAUUUUCCCCGAAGGAACCUGCAUUAAUAAUACAUCGGUGAUGAUGUUCAAAAAGGGAAGUUUUGAAAUUGGAGCUACUGUUUACCCUGUUGCUAUCAAGUAUGAUCCUCAGUUUGGUGAUGCCUUUUGGAACAGCAGCAAAUAUGGGAUGGUGACUUACCUGCUGAGAAUGAUGACCAGCUGGGCCAUUGUCUGCAGCGUUUGGUACCUGCCACCCAUGACCAGAGAGACAGAUGAAGAUGCUGUCCAAUUUGCAAAUAGGGUGAAAUCUGCCAUUGCCAGGCAAGGAGGACUUGUGGACCUACUGUGGGAUGGUGGUCUGAAGAGGGAGAAGGUGAAGGAUACAUUCAAAGAGGAGCAGCAGAAGUUGUAUAGCAAGAUGAUUGUUGGUAAUCACGAGGACAGGAGUCGUUCCUGA
Molecule: messenger RNA, 2277 nt
Organism: Elephantulus edwardii (Cape elephant shrew)
Lineage: Eukaryota; Metazoa; Chordata; Mammalia; Macroscelidea; Macroscelididae
Gene: GPAT4
Product: 1-acylglycerol-3-phosphate O-acyltransferase 6
Exons: 13
Coding region: 907-2277 (456 amino acids)
Biological process (GO): triglyceride biosynthetic process
Cellular component (GO): endoplasmic reticulum
Molecular function (GO): glycerol-3-phosphate O-acyltransferase activity
Source: RefSeq, a predicted model, not a curated record